This is a messenger RNA of Paramormyrops kingsleyae, 3778 nucleotides long. RefSeq names its product pleckstrin homology domain containing, family A (phosphoinositide binding specific) member 3 (gene plekha3). The record is from RefSeq and is a predicted model, not a curated record. Gene Ontology annotation, biological process: receptor recycling; endosome organization; retrograde transport, endosome to Golgi. NCBI's taxonomy places the organism in Eukaryota, Metazoa, Chordata, Actinopteri, Osteoglossiformes, Mormyridae. Gene Ontology annotation, cellular component: early endosome; trans-Golgi network; recycling endosome.
UCUGAACAGAUGCAGUUUGUGACACAAUCUUUUCAAUGUCCGAAUACUAAUAACGAUUUGGUGCUGAUGUGCCAGAAGAGCAAGGAUCUCUUUGUUUGUGAAUCCUAUUCUAAAGUAAAGUUUUACUAUAUCCUCAAGUUCAACGUCCCUCAUUUUGCCACGCAAAGUCCUUACACGAUUCUGAACCUUUUCGCAUAGUUUUGAAUGACUUUAUUCUUGAAAUAUUGCAGGUUUUUUUCUCCUACCUUCAUGACUUUAUUCUGGAAUUAUAACUUUAUUGUGGCAAAUUACAACUUUAAUCUUGAAAGUUCCGACUUUAUUCUGGAGGUUUUAUAUUUUUAUUUUUAUUAAUGGCGGCCCUAAAACUCCGUCGUACUAAUGCAAUGCACUGUGUGGGUGGUUAUUUUGUGUACUUGUCUUUUAUUGUAAAUAUGGCUAACGUUUAUGCAAACGAACCUCCCCCUGUCUCCAACUAGCCCCCAACCCUUUUUCACACACAGCGCCGUGUUCAAAACGUCGUGGAUAUGACGCACUAUUUUGUCGUUUUGUCCCGCCCCUUUAUCAGAUUGGCUUGCCCCACGUCCAUCACGUGUUUGUGGUCGAGUCAGGAAGUAAACGGCGAGACGGGGUCGGUUUCAUCAAACGGGCGAUAAGAAAUGAAUGAUCCGGCGGCGUUUACUGGUUCCGUCGCAUCGCAGGACACAGUGCCGAAUGUGCCCUGAUCGCAGAACGUCCCUGGUAGAUGUAACGAUUUUCGGAGCCCCAGUAUACCGGCUGGUUUGUGCGCGGUGUCCACGGUUCCGUAGUUUAGCUUCGGGCUCUUUAAGUUUGGAUAAAUCUUACGAAAAUUAUGGAGGGAAUUCUGUAUAAAUGGACGAACUACAUCACCGGGUGGCAGCCGCGUUGGUUCGUGCUGGACAGCGGCAUCCUCUCCUACUACGACUCCCAGGACGACGUUUGCAAAGGCAGCAAGGGCAGCAUAAAGAUGUCUGUAUGUGAGAUUAAAGUUCACCCGACUGACAGCGCCCGGCUCGAGCUGAUCAUCCCCGGUGAGCAGCAUUUCUAUGUGAAAGCAGUCAAUGCUGCUGAGAGGCAGACCUGGCUUGUGGCUCUCGGCAGCUCUAAGGCUUGCCUGAUAGACAGCCGGACAAAAAAGGAAAAAGAUAUAACAGAAACCACAGAGUCUCUGAAAACAAAGAUGUCGGAGCUGCGCCUCUACUGUGACCUGCUGGUGCAGCAGGUUCACACCAUACAGGAGUCGGUGGAGCAUGAAGCCCCUCAGUCAGCCCCCAGCUUCGAGCGUGUGAAUGAUGCUUCCUCCUUACUGAGUGCCACUUGCAACACAUUUAUCAAAACGUUAGAGGAAUGCAUGAAGAUCGCAAAUGCCAAGUUCAAGACAGAAAUGUUCCAGUUAACACCGCCCGACACUGUCAUCUCUGCAUUGUCCCCGUCCCCCAUGCAGAUGGUCCGGAUGAAGCGUUCCAUCAGCCAUCCAGGCACAUACAGUUUUGACAGGAGCAGCCAGUCCCCUGGGCAGAACCCUAUGCCCCAUCACCGGCUUUCCACGAGACGAGCCCACACCACCUCAGAGACGGAGUCACAGAGCGAUGGUUAUACCUCAGAGACAGACAGGCUGGUACACUCUUCCAAGGUGAAUGUCAACAGUGAGCUUGUCUUGAGCAUCCCGGAGGAGAUGAGUAUGAGCCCCAAGAUGGCAGGUGGGGCGGAGUCGGCCACUACUAGUCUCUCAACUUGAACUCUGACCGCCACAUGAAGGACUCUUGCAGACACUGUUGCCACAGGAAGUACCAGCUACUUCCUGUCAAAAGAUUUCUCUGCACUUUUUUAAAGACAUGCCUGAAAUGUUUGUAUUCUUCCGGUUUUAAUUGAUCAACAUGACAGAACAGAGUGCAGAGGACUGGAUUCAUGGGCUCAGUUGCAGUGGGGGGGGGGGGGUGCUCCAUGUACUCACCGUCUAAGGCGUCACCACACCAAGGACUGAUUGACCAUGCCAUGCCUCACCACCACUUGUGUGGGUAUACGACUCAUUCUGUCCAGAACCUGUGUUUGCUCGUUCCCAGUCACGAUAAAAAAGUUCUAUUUGCCUUAAAAGUGAUUUCAAGGGUCUAUUACAAUCUGUCAGCCAUGAAGCAACACAAUGCCAGGAUAAAAUGCACCUUUUAUUUGCAGCAUGUUUACAUGGGAUUUUAGGCUGAAAGUAACAGCAUUCCCCCCAGCAGAGCCAGAAUGGGAACCAUACAGUUUAUCAACUGCUGUAGAUAGUCACAUUUUUGUAUACUUGCUUUAAUGGGAGAAAAUGGCAGGAUUAUUUUUAAUGACUCUCAUGUCGGCGCCUCAGUGCAGUUCCAAAUGUCAUUCCCAGCUCACGCUGUUCUGUUGGUCCUACAUUUGAUGGUUACUUGCAUGCAUCUGCUUGUCAGGACAGUGUAAUUUUUCUAGAUCCAGGAGUAUGUAAGGGCUCUGAAACACACGUGACCAACCCCACCCCUGUCAGCCAUCAUAAGCAGUCCAGGAUGAGCACUGGGGCACUUCAGAGGCUGAAGACACAUUUUCAAUCUGUACCAACUCUUAUCGGUUUUUGAGAAUGAUUAUGGAGCCAUUCUUUUAAGGUUAGCGGGUCACCUGAGCUGAGUUGAUGCAUGCAACCAAAAGGACAUUCUUCCACACACCACAGAAGACUUGUGCAGCAUAGGUGACUGGACAGUCAGCUGACUUGGCCUUUCAAACAGAUACCUGCCUGUCCACUGGGUGAUUGAGCAGCUGGCUGAUCUUUAAUCUUUAACCCUUUGAGCAGGUAUCCUCAUUUGGGCUGGUUGAACACUGUACUGAAAAAAUGUUUCAUUUGGAUCCAAAGCUGAUAAAGUAAAAUGGAGGAAAAUGCCUGUGUACGAAAAUCAAACAUGGCUUAGGGAGUGCAAAUCAUGUAUUAAAAAAAAAAUUAGUUAAACCUCAUUCUGUUCCCAAAGGCUGCCGUCUUCUAUGAAGAUGGAGCGACUUGUGUUUGGAAAUAUGUACAUUAGGACUGACCAUAUUUUAUGUUUCUUUCUGUUAUGAAAGUGGCAUCAACUAUGCUAGUGACUAAUAGUCUUUGAAACUGAAUGAGGUAAAAUGAUUCUUCAGUUGUGCUUUGUAACCAAAACCAGGGAAUGUGCUUAUAGACCUGCACACCUUUCCAAAUGGAGCUACUGUGGAUGUAGAGGGUCCGUGUGUCCCCUCUCAGGAUCAUGGUGUUCUCCCACUGCAGGUCAGCCAUACUCUCCUUAUCGUUUGUGAUCAGCUCAGAUGGAGAGCCAGCUCUGUCUGUGUUUAAAUAACGUGAGUAACAUUCGUAUUGCUAUGAUGCGAUGAGCCCUCUUUAGUUAUGCAUCUUACAGAAACAAACCAUUAUGAUAGAGCUGUGAUGUUUUGUAUCUUUUUCCUCAUUGAUAAUGGUUUAACAAAUCACACAUGCAGGGUUACUCACAGAUGUAACCUCGUUGUGAUUAAGCGGUCUCAUAAAGCUGCAGCAGCACCGAGAUCCCAUUUGCACCUUUGGCCCCUUUCAUGCCAGGUAGGAUGUGCACUGAUGUGUAGAGAAGCAUCUAGAAAAUGUAAGCGCAACUAUGUGCUAGUGAUGUGGAAGCCAUGGGGAGCAUCAUAUCACAUGCUGAAUAUUUCAGAAAUGACACACGGACCGUAGUGGUCAUGCUGUCCAAAAGACGACAGGAAGAACUGUGGAAUUAUGACAGUGAUGGUAAAUAAAAUGGCACAGACCAUG